Molecule: messenger RNA, 2177 nt
Organism: Batrachochytrium dendrobatidis JAM81
Lineage: Eukaryota; Fungi; Chytridiomycota; Chytridiomycetes; Rhizophydiales
Product: glutamate--cysteine ligase
Exons: 8
Coding region: 1-2160 (719 amino acids)
Biological process (GO): glutathione biosynthetic process
Cellular component (GO): glutamate-cysteine ligase complex
Molecular function (GO): glutamate-cysteine ligase activity
Source: RefSeq, a predicted model, not a curated record
AUGGGACUUUUAUCUUUGGGUACUCCGCUGAGUUGGGAAGAUUUACAUCCUCAUGCUGACCAUGUUCGUACUCAUGGCAUCGCUCAAUUCCUUAAUAUCUGGAAUAGAGUCAAAUCUCGUCGCAAGGAUCAUCUGCUUUGGGGUGACGAGAUUGAAUAUGUGGUAGUGGAGCUCAACAAGGAUGCUCGCACUGCUCGUCUCGCCCUUGAUGCUUCUGUGGCUCUGGAUACGCUUUCUCAGAUGGAAAAUGAUACUCUUGCAGCUGGUGGUGUUCCAGAUAGUUCUUGGAAGCCUGAAUAUGGUCGAUACAUGCUUGAAGGCACACCUGGCGUUCCUUAUGGCUCGACUGUGGAUGAUCUUCUAACAGUCGAGGAAAACAUGCGCAAGAGACGAGCACUCGGCAAUUCUUUGCUUAAAAGCAAUCAGUCGCUAUUUACAUUCACCAAUUUUCCGCGUUUGGGUUGUACCGACAAGUUCAUCGAGCCCAGCUUCGAUCCUACUCCUGGUCAAGGUGCCAGUAUGAGUUUAUUUAUCCCUCAACAGGCCAUCACACAGCAUGCUCGCUUUCCAACAUUGACUGCUAAUAUUCGAAAGCGUCGUGGGUCAAAAGUUGCAAUCAAUCUGCCCAUCUUCAAAGACACCAACACUCCAUCUCCAUUCAGAGAACCCGUUCCUCGUGUCCUAAAAGAGUAUCUUGCCAGUCAACAUCAACCCAUUCCCGCCUCAUUGCCUGACUACACCCCUGAUGCCAAAGAAGACCACAUUUACAUGGACAGCAUGUGCUUUGGUAUGGGCUGUAGCUGUCUGCAAGUGACCUUUCAGGCGUGUUCUGUUGAAGAGGCCCGUCGAUUAUAUGACCAACUGUCUGUGGUGGCUCCUAUCAUGCUUGCUCUUACUGCUGCCGCACCUAUUUAUCGUGGUAUGCUAGCUGAUGUGGAUUGCCGAUGGAAUGUCAUUUCUGGAUCCGUGGAUGAUCGCACAUUGGAGGAGCGGGGGAAAAUGCCACUCAAGAAUAGCAAAUUCAAGAUUAGCAAGUCACGAUACGAUUCAGUAUCGCGAUACCUUUCUCCUGGUCCCAAUUACUCUGGUGGAUGCUGUAAUAAAGUCGAAUCUGAACCUCUGGAUCUUUCUGCUCCUCCUCCCGGUUCUGGCUUUUACAAGGAUGAAUACAAUGAUCUUGAUGUAGCUAUGGAUAUGGAAGUCUAUGCCAAGUUGGUGGAUGCAGGCGUAGACGAUCUGCUUGCCAAACACUAUGCUCAUCUGUUCAUUAGAGACCCACUUGUAGUGUUUCGUGAACUUCUUGAUCAGGACGAUCAAACUAGUUCGGACCAUUUUGAAAACAUCCAAUCUACCAACUGGCAAUCGAUGCGGUUUAAACCACCUCCACCCUCUGCACCCAACAUGGGCUGGCGAGUGGAGUUUCGCAGCAUGGAGAUCCAACUGACUGACCAUGAAAACGCUGUAUUCUCCAUUUUUGUAGUAUUGCUAACACGCACUAUUCUGGCAUAUAAUCUUAAUUUCUACAUUCCUUUAAGCAAGGUAGACGAGAAUAUGCAAACUGCACAGAAACGUGACGCAGUAUUAAACGAAACGUUCUGGUUUCGUCGUGAUAUUUUUGCAAACUCGACUGACCCGCCCAGCUCGUGUCGAUCUUUUCUUCCCCACCCAUUCAACGUUACACCCAGUGUAUCUGUCAAUUCACUAAAUGCGUCCAAUGCCAGCAGCUGCAGUGAUGACAGCAAUGGUACGAGUCCAUGUCUAACUCCCAAUGGAAUUCAUAUUCCAUCGGUUACUGCUGGUGCGACACCUAAUACAACUCAUGAAUCAAACGGCUCUUCUAAAAGCGAAUUUCGCAAAAUGGGUAUCAACUGUAUCAUGAAUGGUAACGGCGUUUUUCCAGGCCUUUUACCUCUUAUUGGUGGAUAUCUUGACAACGAAACUGAAAUGUCAGAUACGACACGACUCCGACUGAAACAGUACUUGUCUGUCAUUUCUCAAAAGGCUUCGGGUGAACGUAUGACUGCAGCUGCAUGGACCAGAGACUUUGUUACGAAACACACUGAUUACAAGCACGAUUCGGUCGUGAGUGAAUCCAUGACAUACGACUUGUGCCGAGCGGUUCAAACUCUGUUUGCUGAUGAUCUUAUUCGAAAAAAAUAAAGUCUUGUGUUGCAAUC